Hemibagrus wyckioides is the source of this 3534-nucleotide messenger RNA. Its product is annotated as BAR_ACAPs and ArfGap_ACAP domain-containing protein. Gene Ontology annotation, molecular function: protein binding; GTPase activator activity. The record is from RefSeq and is a predicted model, not a curated record. Lineage: Eukaryota; Metazoa; Chordata; Actinopteri; Siluriformes; Bagridae. Bases 425 to 2506 code for a protein of 693 amino acids. Gene Ontology annotation, cellular component: cytoplasm. The transcript has 22 exons.
GUCACCUGCUGCUUCACACCGCGGCUGUGCGGAAAAACUGUGUGUGUGUGUAACAGGAGAACAGCUGCUAGGCUUCCAGGCUACUCAAGAAUAAUUAUUAUCAACGUUAUUUAUGAGUUUUAUACGGUUUUAACCCGGCGGUCAUCUGCGCGGCCGCUGUGAAGGCGUUAUACACCGUCAUAUCUUAGUUGAUGUGAAAGUGUUUCCGUUAUGUGCGCUGAGAUGAUCGCCGUUAUCUCUGAAACUGCGCGUCAGCCCCGGAUUUGAGACUCGGUGCGCGCAUUAUUUCCGUGUCGCUCAUCUGAGAACAACAUCUCAAUCAUUUUAAUUAAGAAGUAAAGUAUUAAUGAUGAUGUGCUAGUGUCCGAUUGAGAAGGAAACGCAGUCAGAGAAACUAGACGCCCUUAGAGCUGUAAAACACGGCAUGGACUACCUCCUGGAUUUCGAGGAGUGCAUCCGGGAUUCUCCGGUGUUCAGGAUGUCUUUGGAGCGUUGUGAGAAUGAUCUGGAGGAGGUGGAGAGUCGCAUGGAGAAGGUGAUAAGGUUGUGUAAUAAGAUGGUGGAUGAUGGUCAGGUGUUUUGUUCAUCUAAUCAACUCUUCCUGUCUGCGCUGAGUGAGCUCACCUCACACCAUAAAAACAACACUGCUAUAGAGAAUUGUCUGCAGCAGUUUAAUCAAGCUCUGCAGGAGAUGAUCCACUUCCAUACAAUGCUGCUUGACCAGACUCGGAGAGCGAUCACACAACAGCUCACAAAUCUACUGACGCAAUUCCUCCCCCCUCUGCGUGCUGCUCGCUGUGAGUGUGUACGGAUCAGAGACGAGCUGAACACAGCGCUGGUUAAAAGCGCUCAGGUUCCACAGCAUAAAGUGGCUGAAGCAGAGCGACACACACACCUGCUGCUAGCAACACGCAAGUGCUACACACACUGCAACCUGGAUUACUGCCUACAGCUUAAUAAUUUCCUCACUCAACAGAAGCUGGACAUGCUGAACUCAGUUUUCUCCUUUUUUCACGCACAAAACACAUUUUUUCAUCAGGGCUUUGAUCUGCUAAAAGAUCUGGAGCCCACCAUGAAGAUCAUGGCAGCCGAGCUGUCUGGACUCUCAGCUGAAUGUGUGAACAGAAAGAAGAACCUGGAACAUCAGCACUUGCUCGUCCAGCAGAGAGAUGCCUGUGGGGAGCCUGUGCUGUUCAGUUCAGGAGCGAUUGAAGGAUAUCUGUUUAAACGCUCGCGGAAGAAAAACAAAACAUGGAAGAGGUGUUGGUUUUCAGUGAAUCAUAAUCAGCUGAUUUACACCAAAUCACACAAGGAGCAGCCGCUUGCGCUGUUUGAUGAUCUCCGGUUGUGUGCUGUAAAAUCUCUGGACUCGGUCGAUCGUCGUUUCUGUUUUGAGCUGCUCUCUGUGCAGAAGAGCUGUGUUUUACAGGCAGAUUCGGAGGAAUUAAAGAUGGCGUGGAUGAACGCAGUGCAGAGCCGUAUUGACAUGGCAUAUAGAGAUAGAGUGCAGUCUGAACAUACGCAGGAUGGCUCUUUUCCUGCUCCUGCUUCUGCUCCUCUACCUGGUCCUCUUAGCACGGUCCUCUAUAGCCAUGGUAACCUCCGCUGCUGUGACUGCGGGGAGGCGGAGCCUCGCUGGGCCAGCGUGAACCUCGGAAUCACAGUCUGCAUCGAGUGUUCUGGCAUCCACAGGAGUCUCGGUGUACAUCUGUCUAAGGUUCGCUCUCUCACUCUGGAUUCAUGGGACCCUGAACAGCUAAAGCUGUUGUGUGUUCUGGGUAAUGAUGUCAUCAAUGGAAUUUAUGAAUGUCACCUGUCUGAGAUGGAGAAACCCAACUCUGGUAGCUCUCGGCAGCAGAAGGAGGUGUAUAUCAGAAAGAAGUAUGUGGAGAAGAAGUUUGUUCAGGGGUCUGACCCUCAUCUCACUGAGUCAGUACAGCAGUGGGCAGGGCGGAGACUGUAUGAUGCGGCGUUGUGUGGUGAUGUUGUCUCCAUGGCUCUGGCUCUGGCUCAGGGAGGUGACGUGAACUGGACUAACCCUGAAGGACGGACGCCUCUGAUUGGUGCAGCAAUUGGAGGCUCGUUAGUGGCAUGUGAAUUCCUGCUGCAGAAUGGUGCAAACGCCAAUCACAGAGACCAACAUGGACAUGCAGCCAUACACACGGCUACAACACGGGGACACACAGGGCAGGUGUGUCUGUUGUUGAAGAGAGGAGCCAAUCAGUACGCAGCAGAUGAAAAGGGAAAGGACCCCCUCAGUAUCGCUGUAGAAAUGGCUCAUGCUGACAUCGUUACUCUGUUGAGAAUGGCCCGUAUGAAUGAAGAAAUGAGAGAGUCUGAAGGAUUUUUUGGAUCAGUGGGAGACGAUGAGACAUUUCAGGACAUUGUGCGUGAUUUCAGCAACAUGGCGUCUCAUGAUCCAGAGCAACUGACCCGCAGAUGCUUCAACGCUCAGGACGAGUCACAGGAAGAAUGGAGGGAUGGAAAGACACCAGAGACGAGCUGAGGACAGAAGGAGUGAGGUGUCCUGCCCUGAGCGGACAGAUUCAGCUGUAGUUCUGGUUUGAAGGUUUCGGGUUAGAGUUUAGUGUUAAGGGUCCUGAGUUAAGGAGUUCAGGGUAGAUUUCAGGGUUAAAGAGGUCAAAUAACUUCCUGAAUGAGUCUGGUGACUGACGGGGACCAACAAGGGAUUACUGUAUUGAUAAAAAAAUACAUUUCAUAUUCAGAUCAUAAGCACGUACUGACCAGUUCAUUAGGUUAUUAGGAUAAUUGCACGAAUGGGCAGCUUGUUCCUAAUAAAGAGGUUAGUGGGUGUAUAUUUUUAUGUGCUCUCAUUAGCUGUCGUUCGUAUUAGCUAAUCACCACUGAUACUGUGGAUUAAACACUUUUUUAAACUCCGGACUUUGGGGAAAAAAAACUAAUCAAUUAGUUGAAACUAAUUGACUCGGAAGCUGAGCGGUGAAAUCUGACCUACAGAUGGAGCUCGAUAUAAAUGUUACAUUAAUGUUGUUCUUCAGUCUCAAGUUAGACUAAUAUGUUUAUUUUUUAUAUGAUACAUUAUUUUAUGUAUGUAUUUUAGUUGUCUAAUGUGAGUUUAUUAGUCUGUACUGCUGAGGUACAUCAUUCUGACCUUCUAGGUGUAUGAGAUGACUUUUUUGCGCCUAUUAUGUCUGCAGUGAAUAUGUCGAUCAAAACUUAUUACAUAUUUACAUUUAAAAAAAAAAAAAAGAGAAAUAUUUGUUACAUACAUUCACUGUAACCUCACAGCUAACAGCCCGAUCCAGUAACAUCCAGCUCAUUAGAUUUAUCCAAACAUACGGAUUGCUGAAUCGGUGAUACUACACACACCGUGCUGCUGUAUUUAACUUACUGAAAUAAACAGAGAUUGUUGGCCUUUAAAGACUUGUGGAGCUCACCAGGAGCUAAAAUCCAGACGUAUUUACAUAUCUGAGUAAUGUAAUGUAUCUAUAACUCUAUAGGUCAACACACUGAUGUUUCUUGGCUAAUACAAUAAAAUGGAUUUAAUUCAGUUAA